AAGCUAAAACUAUUCGCAAUUGUUGGCAUCAUACAAAAAUUCUUUCAAGUGAUGCUGGUUUUAAAAUUCAGAACCUCCCUAAUGAUAUUUGUAGAACAAAUGAUUUGGUGUUAGAUAGGUUUAUUAAUGCACUUAGUUCAUUUUGUCUCUCUAAUGCAAUGAAAACUGAUAAAUUCCUUAUGAUUAAUGAUGAGAACAUUGUUUAUAAAAUUUCAGAAGAUGAUCAGAUUAUCAAAGAACUUGCAUAUAUGUUUAAAAAAGAUGCAAGCAUUGAAACUAUUGAUAAAAAUAGUGCUGAAAUAGAUGAUGAGAAUGAUAGUAUUGAAAUUACAACUAUUAGUGGUAGUUCAGCAUUAAAUAAUUUAGAAAAUAUUUGUUUAUUUUUAUUUCAAGUGAGCAAUUCAAGCUAG
Racocetra persica is the source of this 410-nucleotide messenger RNA. The record is from the annotation of a GenBank genome assembly. Lineage: Eukaryota; Fungi; Glomeromycota; Glomeromycetes; Diversisporales; Gigasporaceae.